This is a messenger RNA of Trichoderma harzianum CBS 226.95, 1752 nucleotides long. RefSeq lists its product as hypothetical. Lineage: Eukaryota; Fungi; Ascomycota; Sordariomycetes; Hypocreales; Hypocreaceae. The transcript has 3 exons. The record is from RefSeq and is a predicted model, not a curated record. Gene Ontology annotation, molecular function: protein binding. The coding region runs from base 1 to 1752 and encodes 583 amino acids.
AUGGCCUGCGAGACACGCCCGGCAAGGGCUCGUGGCCAUAAUGGAGGAUCACAGCCGAGACACAGACAAUGGACGCUCAGGAAUGCAUCAAUAGCCAUGCUGUCAGUACUUUCUGGCUCCGCUUCAGCACAAGACUGCAUUUCCUUAAAGGGAUCGACAGCAUGCCCGGCCUUUCAAGCUGCUUCUAUAUCCACCAACCAGUCAUUAAUCGAUACUUUCUCAUUCUUGCGAUAUGUCUCUGAUAGAGAGACUUUUGACACUCAAUUGACUAGUUUUGUCAAAACCACCUAUCUCCAAGACAAAUUCCAGUCAACGUUUGGCUGCCACAACAUUAAUUAUACAAACCCCAGCGACAUGUACGCACGCUACACCACUACAGUUAUUUGCAGUUCCAUUGUCCAGAUGUCUGCGGCUGGCUGCGGCGUAUCAGCAUCAAACUCGCAACCCAUCUGCGCCGAAACCUGUGCCGAGUACGCCCAGAGCGAAGCUUACAUCACCGCCGACACAGCUUUAUGCGGGAACCCUAAUGGUGACCUGAAUAAACUGAUCCGAGCCGAUUUCACUGUCUGUGCUCUUCCUGAGCAGGCCCUUUCCGGCGGCUGCAUCGUGGGCGUGGAUAAUGAGCCGGAUAACUGUGGAUUUGGUAACAGCACCAUUGGUCUCUGCUCAUACUGCGGUGCCGGCGGCAUCAACUCCACGGAUACCUGCUGUUACAGUGCCGGUGCGGAAUCUCGAUGCAAAGGGGUUAAGCUGCCUGAUAUCACCGCCACCUUGACCUUUACCGCGCCCACUUCAACCUCGACACCGACAAGUUCCCCGGAGCCGGUUGCUAGCAGCAGCGGCAGUCACCUCAGCGGGGGUGCCAUCGCCGGUAUUGUGAUUGGUUCCAUUGCUGGAGUUGUCAUUCUUGCUGCUCUCUUGUUCUUCUGCAUUAGGAUGAUGAGGCGCCGACCAAGCAGCGCGCAGGGUAGCAUCUUCAACCAGCCUUCCCCGGCUCGCAAAGGACCUCCCAUGAGCCAGGACGGCGCGGCAGCUCCCCGAGGAUAUGAAAUCCUUCCCGGUGGUCGUAUCGCGCGCAUGUCUGCUUUGGAGGGACACUCGGGCAACUCUCCUUCCCGACACGGUAGCUCUCCUUCUGGCCGUGCGGUGCCGUAUGCCCCCAAGGCUGGAGAUCGCAUGUCCUCAUCCGAAUUUGGCGACACUCCUGAGCCCGAGACUCCCUAUACAUCACUCCGUGGCCCACCGAUGACAUCCAGGAGGCAAGGCUCUCUAUCCAGUAACUCUAUGCUUGGAAGCGAUGUCCCUGGUAGCCCCAUUGGAUUCUCAUCUCCCGGCGGACUUGCAAGUCAGCAAUCGGAGCAAUUGCCUUUCUUCAAAGACUACUAUUCCCAAGACGACAUUCACCCUGGCGAAAAGGUUGCCGUCCUGUGGGCUUACCAGCCGAGGGCUCCGGAUGAGUUUGCUCUGGAGCGUGGAGAUAUGCUCAAGGUCGUGGGCAUCUGGGAUGACGGUUGGGCGACUGGUCUCAUGGUUGAUCAGCGAGCGGAGGAAUGGGAGGCGCGGAGACAGGCGCAGAGAGAUAGCGGCGUAUCGAGCUCGUCCGCUCCCAGAGAUAGCUCGCCCCAGGGCCACGGCGACCUCAAGGCAUUCCCCUUGGUGUGUGUCUGCCUGCCGGAGCACUGGAGGAAGACGAUUGAGGGAGACGCUUCGACGGAUACUGGAGCCAGCGGUCUCCAUGGGACGCCUGUUUGA